AAAGUGAACGAACAUACCUUAUUGUCAAUCUGUAAAUAUGCUGUUCUUUACAUUCUGUAAAUUUUCUUUUACUUAUAAAGGUUCUAUAGAGGGAGGUGAAGAUAUUGUAACUAAACAUAAUGUUGGUUUGAUAAAUCAUAAAAUAUUACACCAUCUUUCUUUACAAAAUGGCCACACUUAUUACGUCACUGUAGAAGCAAUUGAUUUUGUAAACAGAACAAAAACCGUUUCAUCAGAAGGUUUCAUAAUUGAUAAUAGUCCACCAGAAACUACAUCUAAACCUAUACAAUUUACUAAUACAUAUAUACAGUCAAAUGAUGUAUUGUCUGCGUGUUGGGGCGGAUCAUUUAAAGACACCGAAAGCGGUAUAAGUCAGUAUCGGUGGGCAAUAGGUACUAGACCAGGUCAUGAAAACAUAAGGGGAUAUAUGAUAACAAAUAAUGAUUGUGAUGAAGCGAAUUUAGAACAAAAAUUACAAGAUGGACACGUUUAUUACGUCACAGUUCAGGCCAUUAAUGGUGCAGGGUUAUCUACUACAUUAAUAUCUCAUCCAGUGACAGUAGACACAGCUCCUCCUACCACAGGACAUGUCAUCGAUAUUCUUAAUACAAACUAUACCGGAGAUGACGUAGAUUAUAUAACUAACGAAUCACCACUUUCUGUUAGAUGGCAAGGAUUUCAUGAUCCCCAUUCAUCAAUGCAAUACUAUACUGUUAAAGUUGGUACCUGUGAUGAUUGUGAUGACAUAAUUCCAGAAAUCAAAACAGGAAUAUCUACACAUUUUACCUUUCCACCGUCCAAAUUGACUCCUGGAACAAAAUAUAUCACCACGGUAACAGGGUGCAAUAUGGCGGACAUGUGUACGUCGGCCAUUUCUGAUGGUGUAAUAAUUGACGUGACACCACCGGACGUGGGAAGAGUUUUAGAUGGAACGAAAGAUUUAGAUGUAGAAUUCCAAGCAACCAGAAACUUUGUUGGUGCCAAAUGGCAUGGGUUUAAAGAUGCACAAUCUGGUAUAGCGAGAUAUGAAUGGAGAGUAGGAACAACCAUUGGAGGCGAAGAGAUACUUAGCCCUCAAAUUUUACCAGUGGUCGAACUGACCUAUAGAUCUAAUUUACCUGAUAAUAAACUAUUGCCUACUGAUACUAGAAUUUAUAUUACUGUUAGAUGUUACAAUAAAGCAGGUUUAUACAGCGAAGUUACAUCAAAUGGUUUUAAAAUCGAUACAACAUUACCAGUAGUGGUACAAAGGGCAGUUCCUGUCUCAACGUUUAGUUCUAUUUUACCUUCAACUACGAUAUCAAAAUCUAGUAUUAAAAUUGAAUGGAAGUUUACUGAUGAUGAAUCAGAUAUAGAAAGACAAUACAUUUCUAUUUCACCUCAUUUAUUGGGAGAUUUCAAUUCUUCAGCUAUGGAGAUUCCUAGUGUGGUAACAGAGUUUACGUUUUCUGGUCUAGUUCUACACGACGGUAGUAAAUAUAAAGUUAAAGUGAUUGGUUGUAAUUUAGCUGGUUUGUGUCAGUCGAGUGUUACAGAUGAUAUAACAGUUGAUUCUACAUCACCUACCAGAGGUAUGUUUGCUAUUGAUACUGACCACGCCGCUAACUUAAACAGAGAUAGGAAUAACUGGAACCACUGGUCUACUACGUCUAUUAAGUUAGCAUGGUUGGGAUUUGCCGAUCUGCAUACUGGUAUAACCGAGUAUAAAGUCAGUGUAGGAACAAAACCUUUCUUUACUGAUCUCAACCAGGGCGAUCAACAAACCACGUUUCAACAUGUGGCUGGAGAUAAUUUUAAUGAUGAAGGAAUGGUACAAUCAGUUACAAUAACUACCAAGACACUACAUAUGGGCAAUUCUGUUUUCAUAUCUGUAUGGGCUGUUAACGGGGUUGGAUUAAAAAGUCAGCCUGCUCAUUCUGAAUUUGAACUUGUAGAAGGAGGAAUGUUAGAUUUGGUCAGGAGAUGUCAACCGUAUAAUUGUCUUGGACAUUGUGUUUGUGCUGCACAAGACAAAACAUGUUCAGAUGCUGAAAACUGUAGUGACAUCUCAACAGGGAAUCCAAAUAACAUUAUCCAAGUUACUGACAUGAAUAAUUUGAUGUCAUCUGAUGCUGCACAGACUUACUACACAUCGUCUUAUAAUUUUCUAGCUGCCAGAUGGAGCAUAAUAAACCUACAAGGUAUCUCUCCUAUAAGAUAUGAAUGCAGUGCCGGACAUCCCGGUGAAAAUUCCCCCAGUGGAAUAUAUGAUACUGAUACAGAAAGAACAUGGUUUGAUGUUGGUGAAAAUACCGAAACUAUAAUUACUUUACCUACAGCUAAAGUUUUAGAUAAGUCUAUAACAUAUAGUGUAUUUGUAAGGGUAUGGUAUAAUACAAAUCAAUAUGCGAUAUUUAAGUCUCCUGGUAUUACACCACUGACGUCUGCUCCGAGUGUCAGUCACAUAGCGGAAGCUGCUAUAAAAGAAUUAGAAACUAUAUCAAGUGUUAACGAUAUAGAUUACCAAACAUCCAGCAAUCAGAUUAUUGUUGGUUGGAAGAAUAAAUUUAGAGGAGGAAUUCAUGGAUUCGAUUAUUUUAAGCCUUACAUAAGCACACAUCCGCAAGGCCACAACGUCCAUCAGUCAUCUACAAGAGUACCUGGAAAUACUAGUGUCUAUACAGCUACUAAUCUAAAUCUACAAGAGAAUAGAGAAUAUUAUAGUACUGUACUAGCUUAUAAUAAAGCAGGAUUAUUGAGCUGGGCCAAUAGUGAUGGAAUAUUAAUAGACAAUACAACUCCCACUUCCGGUAUUAUACAUGAUGGUAAUGAUAUCUAUGAUAAAGAUUACCAAUACUCUACAACAGUUAUAUCCUCAUCAUGGUAUGGUUUUACUGAUAGUGGUACUGGUAUAGUUAAAUAUUACUGGUGUAUUGGUACUGAUUUUAAUACUACAGAUUGUAAUAUACACGACUGGAAGAAUGUAGGAUUAAAUACUAGAGUGUCUGUAAACCUAACCUCACCUUUAAAUCAUGGUAUGAAAAUUUAUAAUAAAGUGUAUGCUGUAGAUGGGAGUGGGUUAAAAUCUGAUGUAGCGGUGUCUGAUGGUAUUACAAUUGAUACCACGCCCCCAGUACCGGUUGAUAUAGAUUAUAUUGGAGAAAAUCGCAUCGCCAAUCCAUCAUUUGAAGAAGGCGUGGCAGAAUCAAAUAAGGAAUGUGAUGACCAACCACCAGCUCCUUGGUAUAUUGACUCCACCUCGUGUAUUAAAAUCAUCCAGUCACCACCUUCCGUUUCAAAAGAGGGUGGAGCCUAUAUUAAAGUGAAAGGUCAUAUUCAACAAACAGUUUUUGAUUUAAACACCCAAAGUUCUUACCAUGUUAUAGUACACGUUGGAUAUCCACAUGAUGUUAGCAUUGAGCAUCACAACGUGGAAGGUUUCGUGCAAUUCGGACAAGAAACUCACACUUUCAGCCUUGACCCAGAACGAUGUCAGGGGAUAUGUGACAUCGACCAACAGCCAUUAAUAUUAUGGAAUAAAGUUACUUAUGUAUUCCAUCCAAGAGAAGCAAGAGAAGUGAUAAGAAUUGGUACAAGUAAAUUACAUAUGAUAUUAGCUGUAGAUGAUGUAUAUGUACAACAAGUUAAUUAUAUAGAUAUAACAAGUGAUUCUAAUCAUUUAAUACAUCAUACAGUGUUUAGACCUUAUUGGUCAUCUCUUCAUCUUACCUGGCAUUUUAAAGAUGAUCAAAGUCCUAUUACAGAUUAUCAAUGGGCACUAGGAACCGUGAAAGAUGGAAACCAGAUUCGGGCGUUCACAAGUGUUGGUGGAAAUCAGCAAGUUACAGCAUCCGGUCUAAAAUUAGCCCAUAAUACACUACUAUACCUGACCGUGAUGUCAACCAAUGGCGCCGGACUGACAACUGUCAGCCAUUCAGAGAGUAUUGUUGUCGAUAUGACUCCGCCAAUAAUAUCAGAGAUAAACGAUGGUAUAGGGGAUGAUGUAAAUUUCCAGAUAACCAAACUUAUAUCAGUUAAUUGGAAAGUAGAAGAUAAAGAAUCGGGGGUAGAAUAUUGUCAAUGGGCUAUAGGUUCAACGCACGGCGGUGUUGAUAUACAGCCAUUUACUCCUGUACCAGAUCAACAAUCAUUUGUUCAAGUUGAACUCAGUGUUGAUCAAAUACAGAACUCUAAACUAGUUUAUUCUACUGUAAGAUGUUAUAAUAAGGCUGGUUUACCAACUACAGCCACUAGUGAUGGCGUUCUGGUUAUAAUCAAAAUGGCUGCCAUAGCAGACGGACAUAUCGCCAUUCAUCAAGAUGGAGUAUCUGCAUAUCCGGUGAAGGAUGAUUGUUAUCCAUUGACUGAUAGUUUACGAUUGAAAUGGGAUUUAGAAAAUACCAUAAUUGAUAUCAAAUCUAUACAGGUAUCAAUGUAUGGUCCAGGUUAUAAUUUAUAUAAAGAAGUUCGAGUUACAGAGAUUGGUUAUAGCCAGGCUAAAUUAAGAAGUUUAUCACUACAACCUAACUCUAACUAUAAUGUUUGUGUUUCUACUAUUAAUGUAUUAGGAAGACAAGACAGUUCUUUAUCAACAGUAAUAGCAUCUGUAGCACAACCUCCUAUUUUACAAGCGGGUUCAAAAUUAUUAAUUGCCAGAUCAUUUGAUGGUAAAUCUAUGGAAAUGUCAUGGAGAGAUUUAUUUACGUCCCCAUGGAAGAACCUGUAUUAUGAAGUCAGUUUAGGAACGUCGCUGGGAGGAGCGGAUGUUAUACAAUGGCAAGAGACAAAAGUUGCUUCCCUUACCAUUGAAAUGCCUGAUAUAUCGAAGUUACCAAGAAUAUAUUUAACAAUAACAGCUGUCGACCCAUGCCGUCUUUUCCUACAUUAUAAUCAUACCAUUAUACUUUAACAUACCGAGAUUAUUACUUCAAAAUAUCUAUUUUAGAUUCCCGUUACAAAUAUAAUCUUUAUAACUCCGCUAUCUGUUGCAAAUAACUGAUUUUUGUUUCUACAAUAUAUUUCAAGAUAAUAUUUAACAGAUGGUGUAAAUCUUUAUAAUGUAUUCCUAAUAUUAGAUAUGUAAAUAACCACGAUAUAUUUAAAACUGUUUUCCUUCAUAAUGACCUGUUGAACUCUCCUCAUCAUUGAUUAAAUGGACUUUGAAUCUGAACCUGCAUUUAGUCUGCUGUGUGCCUGAUCCAAAUCGUCAAGAUUCUGCACCGAAUGUGACAGUUUAAGUUGACCCCCGGUGUGUGUUUGCUCCUGGGUACUUGCGCAUGUCCGAAACUGUUGUUUGCAUUAACAUCGAAGCUAUAUCUACUUCCGGCGGUGUGAGAUGGUUCCAGAUCACUGAAAAGUAUUACGUAUUUGGUUAGAGUUUUGUCAUUAAUAAACAUAUUUGUUAUCGUGAUUAGCUGUUGUUUUAGAGAUCAGUAGUUACACGAUCAACGGAUCUAAAUUCAUUGGCUUGAAAUUGAUACUUCUAUCGUUCGUGAUUUGUUGCCGUUGUUUUUUAGUGAUUAGUCAUUACACUUUUUGUUGUUUUAACUAUUAAUUAACUAUUUUGCAGAUUGAAUAUUGGCUUUUAGAUGAUUGGGAUUUCUGUGUAUCAUUGUUAUUUUAAUUUUGUACUUCUUAUUAAAAUUAUUACAACUUCACAA
Messenger RNA from Patella vulgata (common limpet), 5639 nucleotides. RefSeq lists its product as uncharacterized. The transcript has 23 exons. Gene Ontology annotation, molecular function: protein binding. Lineage: Eukaryota; Metazoa; Mollusca; Gastropoda; Patellidae. The record is from RefSeq and is a predicted model, not a curated record. The coding region runs from base 38 to 4888 and encodes 1616 amino acids.